UCUGACCAGCAGGUUAAAUUUUCUGUCUUCAGGAUGCAGUACUCAAUAGACUUUCCAGCAUCACAGCGCAAAGUUGAGGGAGACGGAGAAUGUGCGUGCCUGUGUGCGUGUAUGAGUGUCUGGAUCAGUGCAUUGGAGCGGGCAGUAAAUAAAGGCUGGGGCCAGCGAGAGGAAGAGGAAAGCAAGAAUUGAGAAGCAAAAGCGUGGCUCGUAUUCUAGUGAACCUGCUGGAGCUCCUCCGGCUUUUGCUCAGAGCCCCUGCACCAACUCACCCAGUACCCCCUCUCCUUCCUCCUUCGCCUUCUCUCCCCCUUUCCUCUCCUUGUUUCGUUGCACCCUCCACCUACCCUCCCCCGCCCCCUCCACUUUCUCAUCUGACCAGAGGACGAAUGAGUGAGGCGUUCCAGCAAAUUGGGGCAGCAACUUUCCUCAGCUGGUCUCCCGGCUCCGGGAGCAGUUGCGCCCUGCUUCCCCGCGGUCUGCGGCCCAUGGAGGAGGAGGGGGAGCCGCAGCAGUGAUGGGCUAGCGGCAGAAACGAGAAGCCAGCCCCGAGCGAGCCCAACGUCGCCAGUCAGCUCCGCGUUCCCACGCCUGUUCCCUCAAUCUCUUUCCGGGGGGCUGGCGCGGGCGGAGGGGGGGUAGGGUGAGGCGCGCAGGGUGCAAACGGGGAGCAUCCCAGGGAGGAUGAGGCGGGGACCCGACCUGAGCGAGCUGCCUCUCGAGGGCGUGCGACAGCGGCUGGGUCUGGGCAGGAAUUAAGAAGCUGGGAAGAUGGAGCGCCGCACACUCCUCGCGCAGCCCGGGCUCUGGACCAGGGACACCAGCUGGGCGCUUCUCUAUUUCCUCUGCUACGUCCUCCCCCAGACGGCUCCGCAAGUACUCAGGAUCGGAGGAAUUUUUGAAACUGUGGAAAAUGAACCUGUUAAUGUUGAAGAAUUAGCGUUCAAGUUUGCAGUCACCAGCAUUAACAGAAAUCGAACCCUGAUGCCUAACACCACAUUAACCUAUGACAUUCAGAGAAUUAACCUUUUUGAUAGUUUUGAAGCCUCACGGAGAGCAUGUGACCAGCUGGCUCUUGGUGUGGCUGCUCUCUUUGGCCCUUCCCAUAGCUCCUCUGUCAGUGCUGUGCAGUCUAUUUGCAAUGCUCUCGAAGUUCCACAUAUACAGACUCGCUGGAAACACCCUUCAGUGGACAACAAAGACCUGUUUUACGUCAACCUCUACCCAGAUUAUGCGGCUAUCAGCAGGGCGGUCCUGGAUCUGGUCCUCUACUACAACUGGAAAACAGUGACUGUGGUGUAUGAAGACAGCACAGGUCUCAUUCGUCUGCAAGAGCUCAUCAAAGCUCCCUCCAGAUAUAACAUUAAAAUCAAAAUCCGCCAGCUGCCCUCUGGGAAUAAAGAUGCCAAGCCUUUACUCAAGGAGAUGAAGAAAGGCAAGGAGUUCUAUGUGAUAUUUGAUUGUUCACAUGAAACAGCCGCUGAAAUCCUUAAGCAGAUCCUGUUCAUGGGCAUGAUGACUGAGUACUAUCAUUACUUUUUCACAACCCUGGACUUAUUUGCUUUAGAUCUGGAACUCUAUAGGUACAGUGGUGUAAAUAUGACCGGGUUUCGGCUGCUUAAUGUUGACAAUCCUCACGUGUCAUCCAUCAUUGAGAAGUGGUCCAUGGAGAGACUGCAGGCCCCACCCAGGCCUGGGACUGGUCUUUUGGAUGGCAUGAUGACAACUGAAGCAGCUCUGAUGUAUGAUGCUGUGUACAUGGUGGCCAUUGCCUCCCACCGGGCUUCCCAGCUGACUGUCAGCUCCCUGCAGUGCCAUCGACACAAGCCAUGGCGCCUUGGACCCAGAUUUAUGAACCUGAUCAAAGAGGCUCAGUGGGAUGGCUUGACUGGGCGUAUCACCUUCAAUAAAACCGAUGGCUUGAGGAAGGAUUUUGACCUGGACAUUAUUAGCCUCAAAGAGGAAGGAACUGAAAAGGUUGCUGGCGAAGUGUCUAAACACUUAUAUAAAGUGUGGAAGAAGAUUGGGAUUUGGAACUCCAACAGUGGGCUUAACAUGACAGACGGCAACAAAGACAGGUCCAAAAAUAUCACCGAUUCACUCGCCAACCGAACGCUCAUCGUCACCACAAUUCUGGAAGAACCCUAUGUGAUGUACAGGAAAUCUGAUAAGCCCCUGUAUGGAAAUGACAGAUUUGAAGGAUAUUGCCUGGAUCUAUUGAAGGAAUUGUCAAACAUCCUGGGUUUCAUUUAUGAUGUUAAACUUGUCCCUGAUGGCAAAUAUGGAGCUCAGAAUGACAAAGGAGAGUGGAAUGGAAUGGUCAAAGAACUUAUAGAUCAUAGGGCUGAUCUGGCGGUGGCUCCUCUUACCAUCACUUACGUGCGGGAAAAAGUCAUAGACUUCUCCAAACCCUUCAUGACCCUGGGCAUCAGCAUUCUCUACCACAAGCCCAAUGGCACCAACCCAGGGGUCUUCUCCUUCCUCAACCCUCUAUCUCCUGACAUUUGGAUGUAUGUGCUCUUAGCCUGUUUAGGAGUCAGUUGUGUACUCUUUGUGAUCGCAAGGUUUACACCCUACGAGUGGUAUAACCCCCACCCAUGCAAUCCUGACUCAGACGUGGUGGAAAACAAUUUUACUUUACUAAAUAGUUUCUGGUUUGGAGUUGGAGCUCUCAUGCAACAAGGAUCAGAGUUGAUGCCCAAAGCUCUAUCAACCAGAAUAGUUGGAGGGAUAUGGUGGUUUUUCACGCUAAUCAUCAUUUCAUCCUACACUGCCAAUCUGGCUGCCUUCUUGACAGUAGAGCGAAUGGAAUCUCCCAUUGAUUCAGCAGAUGACCUGGCAAAACAAACCAAGAUAGAAUAUGGGGCAGUCAGAGAUGGAUCAACAAUGACCUUCUUCAAGAAAUCGAAGAUAUCCACCUACGAGAAGAUGUGGGCUUUUAUGAGUAGCAGGCAGCAGACUGCCCUGGUCAAAAACAGUGAUGAGGGCAUCCAACGAGUGCUCACCACUGACUACGCCUUGCUGAUGGAGUCCACCAACAUUGAGUAUGUGACGCAGAGAAACUGCAACCUCACUCAGAUCGGGGGCCUCAUUGACUCCAAAGGUUAUGGAGUGGGAACACCUAUAGGCUCUCCUUACCGGGAUAAAAUUACUAUUGCUAUUCUUCAAUUACAAGAAGAGGGGAAACUGCAUAUGAUGAAAGAGAAAUGGUGGCGGGGAAAUGGCUGCCCUGAGGAAGACAACAAAGAGGCCAGUGCUCUGGGAGUAGAAAAUAUUGGGGGUAUCUUCAUUGUUCUGGCUGCUGGACUGGUCCUUUCUGUAUUUGUAGCCAUUGGAGAAUUUAUAUACAAAUCACGGAAAAACAACGAUAUUGAGCAGGCUUUUUGUUUCUUUUAUGGACUGCAGUGUAAGCAAACCCAUCCAACCAACUCCACUUCCGGAACCACUUUAUCUACGGAUUUAGAAUGUGGCAAAUUAAUUCGAGAGGAGAGAGGGAUUCGGACACAGUCCUCAAUUCACACUGUGUAAUCAUUAAAAAAAAAAAAAGUUGUGCCAAGUAGAAACUGCUUCUGCUAAUUGGUGGUGUUGAUGAUGUCUGUAUCUACUAAGCAUACAUAGCCAUAAUCCCUAUCCUUGUUUUAAGAUAGCAAAACUCAUGUACUCUGAACAUUGAAUUCAAUGCACUGGAGACACAUGUGCAUUUUAUAUUGAAACAGCAGCAUAUUAGGCGUAUACAGAUUCCAAGAUAUGUGUAUUUACAGGAAUUGUCUAUACCAUCAAGAGAAUGGUUAUCUUAGUUGUAUUUUCAUGUAUUAAAAAUAAGCAACUCUUGCCUCAUGCAAAAGUAGAUUCAGACUUUCAACAGUGCAAAGCAUGAAAACAAAACGAUAUUUGGAGGAAUUCUUUUCAUCUUUGUGAACCUUUUUUUCUCCUCUUUUCUUCUCCCUGUACCAUACACUCUGUAGAUCCACACUUUCCAAGUACCCAAAGCCCCAUCU
Molecule: messenger RNA, 3998 nt
Organism: Delphinapterus leucas (beluga whale)
Lineage: Eukaryota; Metazoa; Chordata; Mammalia; Artiodactyla; Monodontidae
Source: RefSeq, a predicted model, not a curated record